Brassica oleracea var. oleracea is the source of this 782-nucleotide messenger RNA. Its product is annotated as mitochondrial fission 1 protein A-like. Bases 94 to 597 code for a protein of 167 amino acids. Gene Ontology annotation, molecular function: protein binding. NCBI's taxonomy places the organism in Eukaryota, Viridiplantae, Streptophyta, Magnoliopsida, Brassicales, Brassicaceae. The transcript has 5 exons. Gene Ontology annotation, biological process: peroxisome fission; autophagy of mitochondrion; mitochondrial fission. The record is from RefSeq and is a predicted model, not a curated record. Gene Ontology annotation, cellular component: peroxisomal membrane; mitochondrial outer membrane.
UAUAAUUUGUCUGGCCUUGGGAGUCAAGUCCGUCGCUUCUUAAGAAUUAGGAGAGAAGAGAAACAAAGCAUUAAUUCGAUAAAGGCUCCUCAGAUGGAUUCUAAAAUGGGAAAUUUCUUCGACUCCAUCGGUUCCUUCUUCAGCGGCGGCGACAAGAUCCCUUGGUGCGACCGUGAGGUCAUCCUUGAAUGUGAGAAAGAAGUUAAGACAGCAACGGACGGGGACUCGGAAGACCAAAAGAAAGAGAGCAUUAUGCGAUUGUCUUGGUCUCUUGUCCAUUCCCGACAAGCCGAAGAUAUCCAGCGUGGAAUCGCCAUGCUCGAAGCUUCUCUAGCAACUAGUAGCCCUCCUUUGCAGGACCGGGAGAAGAUUUAUCUUCUUGCUGUUGGUUAUUAUCGUACUGGAGACUACUCUAGAAGCAGACAGCUCGUGGAGCGCUGUCUCGAGGUUCAACCUGAUUGGAGGCAAGCUUUAGCCUUAAAGAAAACCAUUGAAGACAAAAUCGCAAAAGAUGGUGUUAUUGGGAUAGGCAUCACGGCUACAGCCGUUGGCCUCAUAGCCGGUGGAAUCGCUGCUGCUUUGGCUCGCAAAAAGUGACCCUUGCAGAUUCGUUGUGCAUAUAAAUAACAUAUGCUUUCUUUUAAGUUCUUUUUUUUUGUUUUUUCAGCUUUCAGAUGUUCCAUUACUUUAUUUUAUAUGCUCUCCCCUCUCGCCUAUAUCCCAAAGUCAGAGCCAAACUUAUUGUGUUUAUACGGUCAUAAUCUGAUAAUUGUUUGUUUGUA